Periophthalmus magnuspinnatus is the source of this 4207-nucleotide messenger RNA. RefSeq names its product vascular endothelial growth factor Ba (gene vegfba). The coding region runs from base 871 to 1608 and encodes 245 amino acids. The record is from RefSeq and is a predicted model, not a curated record. Gene Ontology annotation, biological process: positive regulation of mast cell chemotaxis; induction of positive chemotaxis; positive regulation of endothelial cell proliferation. Gene Ontology annotation, cellular component: membrane. NCBI's taxonomy places the organism in Eukaryota, Metazoa, Chordata, Actinopteri, Gobiiformes, Gobiidae. The transcript has 8 exons. Gene Ontology annotation, molecular function: vascular endothelial growth factor receptor binding; chemoattractant activity; growth factor activity.
GGCAGCAGUGAACUCAGGCCCAGAGUGGCACCAGAGCCUCGCGCGCUGCACGCUGCCACCUGCACGCGGUGCGCUGUCCUGCCUCUAAAAAAGUUGACAGCGCAAUGGUUACGUUGUGUGCGUUUCAGGCAAAGGUUUCAAGGGCAAAGGAAACGAGGAAGCUGAUCAACUGUUUAAGGACUCCGCAUUUUCAGACGUCGGGGCUCUGCCAUCGUAUCUGUCACCGAGCAGCGAGGAUCAUUAAAGUCUUGUUUAUUUAUACAGGGAAUGGGCUGCUGAAGGGCAUGAUGAACCCGAGCUGAACGUCAUAUUUUCAGAGCGCCACACUGAGCAAACCGGAGAGGAUAUGCGCCACUGUCCUCAGCGUUCGCGCAGCGCCGAGGGAGCUCUGCCGGAUAUAUCUCUUUUGGGGAAGCACCAAAAUGUGAUUUAUACUCCGGUCUAGGAUUUUACACCGGACCAGACUUUAGGGGACAUUUGUCUGCUGCACCACCUGUCACAGCGUUAUAGAAGCGGAUACCUGCUGCUACAGGACGCGCGCAUAGACAUCACUUAAACUUCAGACACGUGCCAAACAUACAUGCUUCAAGAUCUGCCUUAUUCGGUUGCCAAAAGCUAACCUGUGGAUUUUGGCAACCGGUCUAAAUGACAAUACAAUUUAUCAUUCAUUUGUCUGCUUUUUCAAAUGGAACAGCAUAAAGUAAUUCGCCUGAAACUGAAGAUGCCCCCCCUGGGUGUCGUUCAUGGGAAAAGAAACUGGAGAAUCAAAGCAGGAUAUUUCUAAGGUGACAGGAGCCACCAUUCUCUUGGGCGGCCGGGUAUUUUGGAUUGGCCCAAAAUAUUUUAGCGUGCCCCUUGGACUCUUGCACAAUGGGGAUUAUGCUUCAUGUUAUUCUAGGAAUGUUUCAAUUCCUGCUGCUCUCCAAAAUGCCGAUGUCCCAUGCCAAGAUUGCACAAUCAAAACCAUCUGAUCCUCCCAAACCAAGGGAAGGAGAAGUGCUCCGGUGGUUGGAAGUGUACUCGCGGAGCGGCUGUGAGCCACGGGACACUUUGGUGGAGGUUUGGCGGGAGUUUCCAGAGGAGAUGCACCACCUUUUUGUCCCAUCGUGUGUGUCACUGAAGCGUUGUGGAGGCUGCUGUGCUGACGAGGCCUGGGAGUGUGUGCCCUCCUACUCACACACACUCACCAUGGAGCUGAUGAGGACCUCCUUUAUGAAUCAUGAACUUGUCAAGCUGCCAUUUCUGGAGCACAGCAAGUGUGAGUGCAGAAUGAAAGAACAGCUCCUGACAACACCUGCCACAAGAUCCCGCAAGAAAUCGCAAAGAAGACACAAGAAAAAGUGGCGAGAAAAGUCCAAACAAAUAGCAACAGAAUCCCCCAGAGCUGAAAGCACAUCACCCCAUGCCCUGUCAACGCCAUUGCCAGCUACUUCUCCCACUCCUGUCCUGACACUGGCUCCUGGUUCACAGUGUGGCCCAUGCAGAGGACGACGGUGGACACUUGACUUGACAUCCUGUGAGUGUUCCUGCAAAAUCAACCCAGAAAGCUGUCGAAAAGGUCGCUCGCUCAAUCUCCGCCGCUGCAGGUGUGAAGCUAUGAGGACGUGAUGGAGACAUUUGAUACCUCAUGACGUAUCCAUGCUUUUCAGAUUUGUGUCAGGGGCAUAGCAGUGGAAUAGAUUAACAUGAUUAUGGUCAUAGACAUCUUGCCUCUUGCUGAUCCACAUUUACAUUAUGUUUAAUGAACCAUAUCCAACAAGUGAAAAGGGCAGAGGAAAUAUAUUGACAAAAAACGUAAUAAUAACAAUAGUAACACAGUCCUGUCAACUGGAUACUCGGACAGUUUGUUUUUGCUGCAGAUGAGCUUUGCAAAAGCAGGGACUAACAGAAAUCAUUAAGUGUGAGAUGGUGACACAGAACGUACAUGUAUGGACGAUGGUUUACAGUAAAAAUAGAAGCAGACCUUCUUGUGAAACAAAUAUGAACUACAAACGGGUUGGAGGCGGAUGCUCUAAAAUGGGAUCUGAGCCAUGCCCAAGCAGAACCCCUGCAUGCACAAAGCUAUAGUACAGCUGAAUGCAUGGAUGCAGUGAUCUGUGUGGUCUCUGUGCUGAAAGACCCAGAUGGGAUAUCCCUGCAGCCAUUCGCUCUCAUUCACAGAGUAUGACCACAGGCUGGCUCUCCAAGCUGCUUUCCAUCAUUUGUUUAAUUUGAGCCUUUUGUCUUCAUCUUUCCUUGGGUCUUCAAUUGAAAGCACCGCUUUACCUCACUUUGCCUCCCUUUGCUUUGCAAUCGAGCAGUGAGGAGAAUGACAAUAAUGAGGCCUGGCUGCUUUCCACAGCUUCACACAAACAUUUCACACUUAUACCCGUCUCUGUGCUGAGAAUCAUUCAUGUAAACCCUCACAUAAGCAGCGGGCUGUUAAUGCAGGUAACUUUUGUUUUCAACACACUAAGUGUGCAUGUUUUACUCUCCUGUAGUGGAGAGUCUACAGUUUUAUAUGUUUUAUAUAGUUUUGUUGAGAUAUAUUUUAUAUUUAGCUGAAAGUGUCUUUUUGUUUGGGUUCAUCUGUAAUCCAUACGCACACAAAUCGCUUUGGGUGGUCAGCUCUGUAUAUUCUUAGCAUCUAAAAGAGACACAAAUGUAUUGAAUUUAAAUGAAUUUAAAAGUAGACAAAUGGUUGUGUUUGUGCCCAAAAGAAUUUAAGCUAACAGCCAUUCAUUCACUGAAAGGGCAAAGUGGCUUUUUAUAUUCCAACUGAAUCUCAUGAUUUAACUCCAUGUUGUUCCAUGACUGCUUGGCUUCAGUGUGAGAGAAGACCUUUCUUCUGAGCACUUAGAAUAAUCCUGUCAAUCAGUGGAUCAGUCUGCUUAAUCUCCCUUUGUCCCUUGAAAUAACACCAACAUUUGGCUCAUAAUCUGUGCAGUUCAAAACAUAUAUUUAUGUUUAAACUUCUAGUAUUUACAGCUGAACAAAUCAACGCAAAGCUGAAUGAUGAUGUGAAGGCUGUGUAAAAAGAGGUUUCAAUGGCUGCAAUAAGCUAUAUUUAAUUAUCUCCCUGAUUUGUAUUUAUGAGAUGGUUCAGUCAGUGUUAGUUAUUCCUUUCGGUCAGUGCUUCAAUCACUACCUCUAAUUGGUCAAAAAAAGGCCAAGUGUUACAACAUUUUCUUUUUUUUUAAACUUCCACUUAUGUUCAACAUUUUGUUUGAAUUAAUUUCCAUUCCAUGUUGUUUUUUAGUUUUCAUAAUUUAAUUCUUUAAAGGAAAGCACUGAUCAACAACAAGCAACUACACACUGUAAAUGUAGAAAAGUGACUGGAAUCAAUAUCUGUACAAUUCAUCUUACAAAUUAUCUCUUCAAAUGACUGUGCCUAGGGCUGUGCAGAAGCUCAAACUGAGACUGCACUUAAUGACCUAGAGAUGAUAACCCAAAUCAAUGUCUUAAAAGGACCUAUUAGACUUCACUUGUAAAUAUAAAAACACAGGUGGCUCUUAGGCUUGUGACCUUUUUUUUGAAUAUAUAAAAAAUAUAUAGUUUUCGUGUGGAGCUUUAGAACACAACAGCUUCCAAAUGUACAUCUCAUGUGAAUCUGCACAUUGUGUACUCCAACAUAGUAUCAUUGGAGAUCCCAUUGUAGCUGCAUGUAGGACAUCCUGCUGCUUAUCAUGUGAAUAUGUACAAUGUCAGAUAUUCUCUGUAAUAUAUCAAAAAGCGUACUGAGGUCUCAUUUAUGAAGUGUACCUACAAAAAUGUUACAAAUGUCGCAUCACUUUUGAUCUAUAAAAAGACAACUUUAUAUAGAAAUGAGAGGCCUGGUCCAAAAAACUCUUUUCAUGCCCGGGCUUUCAUGAGGCAGAAGGCAAUCUGAGACUAGAAAUUAGCAGGUUUGUGGAAAUGUGUGUUUUGUCCACCCUAUGUUCACACUAGUGAGAAUUCAGUGUGAAGUUUUAUAAAUGAGACCCCUGGUUACUUCUCACAUCACCCCGAUGUAGCCUAUAUUAAGAUAAAACUGUCAUUUUGCUGCUAUACCAUCUGUGCCCUAUAUGUUGUAGAAUAUUGCAGGUUGAUGUUGUAUUAACAUUUACAACCACUUAAGUCCACAUUAUGUAAAAGUCAAUGUCACAUUUAUUGAAAAAGAUGCCAGUGAUGUUACAUUUUUUUAAUGAAAAGUGUCCUAUUUUUUAUAUAAAUUUGUCAUUUAUUUGUU